AUGAGUUACUCUGCUCGGAUGAUCGUCGUCCUUCUUCUGAUAUUGCCUGCCGUCGUGGUCGUCCUUGAGAUAUUUUCUGCCGCACCCAAGCUACGGGAUGAAGAAGACGGCCCUCCUAUCUUUACUACGCCGCUAUGGGUGGCCGACGAUGAUGAAGAAGAUGUUCCUAGCAUUAGUACGCCAGAGUCUUACCUGAGGUGCAUGAGGAUGUUGGAAUCCGAUUCCUGCGACUUUUUCAUGGACGAGUUUUGCCAUAUGCAAUUUCGGCAUUUGCCAUAUGUGAAGUUACUGCCGCGUAACUAUGUAAAAGCUCUCUCCAUAUGGUACCACAACAACCAGACACGUGUCGAUCUCAAAAUCUGCCAACUCAAUCUCAGUCGUUGCCCAGAGCAGACACGGAAACUCUAUGACGCCUACGAACAUGAUGACCGGCUGUGGGCGAGACCAACAAAGUGCAGGAUAAUUAAUUAUCAGAUGAAGAUACCAAACGUCAUCAUUUGCACAAACCAUAGCAUUAUUCUUCUUCUGACGAGUGGUGCCAUAUGGAUUUUCGGUACCGCGCGCAACAACCAGAAGCGGGUCGAUAUUGAAAUCUGCAGCCUUAAUCUCAAUCGUUGUCUAGAGCAGACACGGAAACUCUAUCACACCUACUUACAUGAUCCACACUAA
This is a messenger RNA of Striga asiatica, 669 nucleotides long. NCBI's taxonomy places the organism in Eukaryota, Viridiplantae, Streptophyta, Magnoliopsida, Lamiales, Orobanchaceae. The record is from the annotation of a GenBank genome assembly.